Plectropomus leopardus (leopard coralgrouper) is the source of this 2722-nucleotide messenger RNA. The record is from RefSeq and is a predicted model, not a curated record. NCBI's taxonomy places the organism in Eukaryota, Metazoa, Chordata, Actinopteri, Perciformes, Serranidae.
UCCAGAGACCAAGAGAGGUUGAAAGAUAUUCAACUGUUGUCAAAGCAGAUUUGACUCUUGUUAAUCAAAUGUUCGGAAAAAAAACACCUCUGUGCUAAAAUGCAACCUUAAAGCGUGAAUGGUGCUUUCAUUGGACAUCAGAGUCUACUCCCCUCUCAGCUGCCUGUUAAUCUGUAUGAUGUUUAGUACCCAGCAGCCAGAGAGCCAGAGGUUAGUACUCGUGUCUGGCCUAACAUUUCCCAUAAUGUGCAUGUGACUGGUCUGCCACGCUCACUGCUUUACAGGGUUGGGAACAAUGGAUUACUUGUAAAGUCAUUAAGGCCUCCAUUGUUGUCUAAAAACUGUUGAAUGGACACGGCCACUGUGAUGACACCCAUUGGCUUGUGAACCGGUUUUGAAGCCUUGACAUCUUGGCCAUCACUAUCUUUGAUUUUUGGAGCCAGAAGUGACCCAAGUUGACCGUAUUUGGACAAAUUUAAACAGGGCAUGGAUUCAUGGUGCGGUGGUUUGGCAGAUAUGCUGUUGACAGCUCCUGACUGGACGACCACUGGGAAAACCAGAGAACAGUUAAAAUAAUGAUGAGCACAGGUGCUGGUCAUUGGCUUGUGGCUUACAGAAACGCAGAGGAGCAGAAAUACAGGACUGUGCGUAGAAGAAUAAAAGAAACUUAUAAAGCAUGUGAGAACGACAGGGACACUCAUUCUCCUAAUGGUAACACAUUAGAUGGACCUUUCCUGCUCCAGUUACAUUGUGUUGAUAAACCAUCUGAGCUCUGCACUGUUGACAUCAGUGAGCAGAAAUUGAAUUCUGUCAAACAAGAGGAACUCAAGGUCUUUGACAAUGUGGCCUACAUUGAUGCGUCUAUUAAUUCCCUUUCUUUAGGGUCUUUCAGCAGUUUUGUGUCUUUAAGAGAACUUAAUCUGUCGUUAAAUGGGCUUUGCAACAUGACUUUUAAUGCUGCUGACUUCCCUCAUCUAAAGGUUUUGGAUUUGUCCUACAACAGUUUGUCAGCUGAUGACAUUGUUUCCAUCGGGCAGCUUCCACAUCUGAAAGUCCUGCAUCUGACUGGAAACGAGCUUCACAAUCUUCCUCCUGAUCUGGGUUCUUCCAGCCACAGCCCCACUCAACUGCCGGCUGAAGAGGAGGACACUAGGUGUAAAGCUCUUGAAAUCCUGAUGCUUGACGAUAACAAACUGUCCUCAGGAGUCUUCAACAGUCUUGCAAACCUGAAGAGGCUAAAGUAUUUAAACCUACAGGGGAACCGCAUUUCUGAAAUACCGUAUUUGCAGCUGACGGGGUGCUCAAAACCUUGGCAGACUUCUAUAGAUGAGCCAGCUGAAGAAGAUGGACUUGCCCACACGGAGCCAAAUCCUAAACCUAGUGAAAAUUUCAGGACAAUGUCAAAGAUCUCUCACAAGGAAAACUGGGAUGAGCACUGCCAAGAAUCCGGUUUCCCUCUACCAGAGCUUCAGUUCCUCAAUUUAGCUGACAACAAGAUUGCUGAGGAAGACGCAGUGAUGGCUGCCUCUCUUUUCCCGAUGCUUCGAAAAAUUGACAUUCACUCCAACCCCCUGACCACACAAAGAAGUGGAGACCCUCCCUUAUUGACCUGUUACCUCCAAGAAAGACUGGGGAUAAAAAUAAAGCGUAAGAAGACGCAAGAAGUUGUGAAGCACCCACUGAAGGUGUCCGCUGAUCCAAAAUGGAAGGUGGAAGAAAGAAACCCAAAGGUGUCAAAGAGGCCAAUGUUGAUGGGCGCACCUUGUCCUGCUCAAACUUAUGUCGAGAAAAGUGAGGCAGAUGUCGAGAGAAAACGAGAAUCCGAGAGUGAGAAUCGCAGAGACGACACGCUCCAAGAAAACACAGAGCCCUUCUUUGUUACCCAGGCAACAGAUGUUCCUGAAUAUAAGUUUGAUCUUCAAACUGAUGAGAAAGAAACCACAGAAAACAAAGACGAUAUCAUCCCUGAAAAAUUCCCAUGCUACAAAAUGUUGAUGGAUGCGAAACCAAACCCCGAUGUGGUGGAGCCCAUUGGAAUUCAAACCGCUGUUCGGAUGCUGGAACACACGCUGAGGAAUCUUAAUGUUUACAGAGACGCUAAACCAAAACUUGAUAGCAUCCAGACGCCUUACAGAGGAAGAGAGAAAAGGAUUAAAGAACUUGCACCUCUGAAACCAAUAAAGCAGCCAACUGAGAGGGUGGAUGAACUGAUCAGGGAAAUCAGAAACAGCACGACGAUCAGAGAGGUCCCCUUAAGCAGUGCCAUACACGGCACAGGCGUUAACAAGCAAGAGCAUGAGGAAGCUCUGUCGCUGCUGAGGGACAUGAAGACGAAGCACAAGAUGGUCCACGAGAAAUCAAUGAAACUAGCAGCCACCAUUGAGUCUGAUAGAAACACAGAAAAUGGGGCAGACCCACCACCUGCGCAGAUACUCUAAUUUAAAAUUAACCCUUUGAAACCUGGAUCAACAGUUUUCUUGUUGUGCAUUCUAACUUUCUAAUUUUAAUUUUGCUAAUUUUGGCUCAUUUCUUGUUAAGAUGCUUUUUCGUUGUUUUUGAAUGACAUCAAGCUAAUUUGCUCAGAUUUCAAAGGGUUAAGCACUCAGCUAAAAUGUGAUUUUCUCCCUGCCUUGAAUAACACUUUGUUGAUGUUGGCAGAGUGGAAUUGAUUGAAAACCAGCCAUGUAUCAAACAUAAAAGUAGUGGUUGCAUAUUGUUUGCA